AUGGACGAUCAGCGCAGACUGCUGGCUUUUUUCCGGACUCCCCAGAUAAUCUUACACCGAAUAGAUCGCCAACGACAUAACGUUUAUAAGAAGCUAUGUGACCUGGAGAGGAGCUCCACUCUGGACCAGGAGGAGUUAGAACCUCUGCAGGGGAAACAAGAACAGGAAGAGCCAGAUGAUCAACAGAGAAAAGAAGAGCAGGAGGAUCUAAAACAUCAGCAGAAAAAAGUGGAAAAGAAAGACGUUUACUGCAGUCAGAGUGAAGAACAGGUUGCAUCAAAACAGGAGACUGAUACCUGCAUGGGGGCUACUGUUUAUGAGCAAACACAAGACUCUGAAUCAGAACCAAACGGGAACCAAGCAAACUUCCAGGAAGCUGCUGCAGCUGAGAAGAAAAACCAGGAAAGAAGCAAACCUUUCUCAUGUGUCAUCUGUGAAAAACGUUUCACUGCCAAAUAUGCUCUCAAUGAUCAUAUUAGAAUUCACACUGGUGAAAAGCCGUUUCCAUGUGGGAACUGUGGAAAAAGUUUUAGUCAAAAACAGGAUUUAACUCGGCACAUGAUGAUUCACACUGGUGAAAAGCCGUUUCCAUGUGGGAACUGUGGAAAAAGUUUUAGUCGAAAACAGAAUUUAACUGAGCACAUGAUGAUUCACACUGGUGAAAAGCCGUUUUCAUGUGGGAACUGUGGAAAAAGUUUUAGUCGAAAACAGAAUUUAACUGAGCACAUGAUGAUUCACACUGGUGAAAAGCCGUUUUCAUGUGGGAACUGUGGAAAAAGUUUUAGUCGAAAACAGAAUUUAACUCAGCACAUGAUGAUUCACACUGGUGAAAAGCCGUUUCUAUGUGGGAACUGUGGAAAAAGUUUUAGUCAAAAGCAUCAUUUAACUGAGCACAUGAUGAUUCACACUGGUGAAAAGCCGGUUUCAUGUGGGAACUGUGGACAAAGUUUUAGUCAAGAACAGAAUUUAACUCGGCACAUGAGGAUUCACACUGGUGAAAAGCCGUUUCUAUGUGGGAACUGUGGAAAAAGUUUUAGUCAUAAACAGGAUUUAACUCGGCACAUGAUGAUUCACACUGGUGAAAAGCCGUUUUCAUGUGGGAACUGUGGACAAAGUUUUAGUCAAAAACAGGAUUUAACUCAGCACAUGAUGAUUCACACUGGUGAAAAGCCGUUUUCAUGUGGGAACUGUGGACAAAGUUUUAGUCGAAAACAGAAUUUAACUCGGCACAUGAUGAUUCACACUGGUGAAAAGCCGUUUUCAUGUGGGAACUGUGGACAAAGUUUUAGUCGAAAACAGAAUUUAACUCAGCACAUGAUGAUUCACACUGGUGAAAAGCCGUUUUCAUGUGGGAACUGUGGACAAAGUUUUAGUCGAAAACAGAAUUUAACUCAGCACAUGAUGAUUCACACUGGUGAAAAGCCGUUUUCAUGUGGGAACUGUGGACAAAGUUUUAGUCGAAAGCUGAAUUUAACUCAGCACAUGAGGUGUCACACAGGU
Messenger RNA from Xiphophorus maculatus (southern platyfish), 1500 nucleotides. Its product is annotated as gastrula zinc finger protein XlCGF57.1-like. NCBI's taxonomy places the organism in Eukaryota, Metazoa, Chordata, Actinopteri, Cyprinodontiformes, Poeciliidae. The transcript has 2 exons. Gene Ontology annotation, cellular component: nucleus. The record is from RefSeq and is a predicted model, not a curated record. The annotation marks the transcript as partial. Gene Ontology annotation, molecular function: RNA polymerase II cis-regulatory region sequence-specific DNA binding; DNA-binding transcription factor activity, RNA polymerase II-specific. Gene Ontology annotation, biological process: central nervous system development; regulation of transcription by RNA polymerase II.